This is a messenger RNA of Gilbertella persicaria, 1111 nucleotides long. RefSeq names its product mRNA capping enzyme, catalytic domain-containing protein. The record is from RefSeq and is a predicted model, not a curated record. Gene Ontology annotation, biological process: 7-methylguanosine mRNA capping. Gene Ontology annotation, molecular function: mRNA guanylyltransferase activity; ATP binding. The coding region runs from base 1 to 1050 and encodes 349 amino acids. The transcript has 7 exons. NCBI's taxonomy places the organism in Eukaryota, Fungi, Mucoromycota, Mucoromycetes, Mucorales, Choanephoraceae.
AUGAUAAGCAUCUCUAUUAAAUCAUGUAGAUUUCCAGGUGCACAACCUGUUAGUUUUGGAUCAAAUCAGUUGCAAGAGAUACAAGAAGAAGAUUUCUUUGUUGCAGAGAAAUCAGACGGUGUACGUUGUCUUGCAUUAUUGACUGUCAAUGAUAGAAAAAUGCCUGAAAUAUACCUUUUUGAUAGAAAAAACAACUUUUAUGUUGUGCGUAACUUUCGCUUUCCUAUUCCUAAUGAUCCUAGUUUUCAAAAAUGUCUAAAGAACACCAUUAUUGAUGGUGAAUUUGUUUUGGAUAAAGAACCAGAUGGAUCUACUCAAUUACGGUUUUUGUUGUUUGAUUGUCUAUGCAUUGAAGAGAUAGUACUUGUUUCUCGAGGUUUGAUGAGUCGACUUGGGUAUCUAAAGAAAGAUAUCAUUCGCCCUCAUCAAGAGAUGGUCCGUAAGAACCCUCAUAUGCGUAAACAACUGCCCUUCUUAGUUGAAUUCAAAGAACAACAAUUUACACACCAUUUGGAUGUUGUGUUUGAUGAGAUUAUUCCUAAGCUAAAGCAUGGCAACGAUGGUCUUAUCUUUACUUCUGUAGACGCACCUUAUGUGAUGGGUACAUGCGACAAGAUGCUAAAAUGGAAACCACUGAAUGAGAAUUCGAUUGAUUUCAAAGUAGCAUUACAUUUUCCCGGUGGUAGUUUACCAGGUGUCAAAGAUUUUCUAGCUAAACCACGUAUUGAAUUACUUGUAUGGCAAGGUGGUAAAGAAUAUCGAUCCUUUGGCGAAUUAGGCAUUACAGAUGAAGAAUGGCAUUCACAAUUUAGAGAUAGACCAAAUUACAUGGAUGGCAAAAUCAUUGAAUGUAAUUAUGAUCCAGAAUUACAACAAGAAUUGAAUCUCAAAUCACCAUGGAGAUUUAUGCGCUACAGAGAUGAUAAAUUAGAUGGAAAUCAUGAGUCUACUGUAUUGAAUGUAUUAAAGAGUAUCAAUGAUGCUGUAUCUAAAGAACAGGUAUUCUAUAUCCACAAAAAUGAUAGGCUUAUCAUAUCUCUAGUUGAUUGAAUGUAUACCUCGUAUUAAAGAAGCGUCUGAAAGGAGAAAAAGAAGACAAGCAGAACAACAC